UUGCGAUUCGAUUUCUACUCGAUUUUGACAUUAUUAACUUAGGAGAAUCGGGCCCCUGUUUCUAAGCUACCAGUAUCCCGAUGUUAUUGAACUUUGUGAGUGUAUAGUGUGUACCUUUAAAGCGAUUUCCAGGAAGAUGGUGCUCUUUUUAAAUAGCCUCAUUGCGAUAACUUUACACAAAGGGAAGUUUCCUUUAAGUACAAGUCAUUGUCUCACUUGUAUACCCUUUUAAGAGUACUCAGCAAUUCAGGUAAUAAAUAGCUAAAUUCCACUUAGUAAACAAUAAGGAGUUCUUAAUAUCACCACGCUACCUAUAGGUAACGAAGUUCUAGACUAGGCCCAUAACGGUAUGCCUAUCAGUAACUCAAUAUACGCACUGCUGGAUGUGGUGCAAAAAAAAAAAAAUCAAGCCACAUUCGCAUGGCAUCGCACGAGCACCCCAAAAAACGGUACGUUCAAAAAACAGAACUCGGGCACUCUAGAGGGCUACAAUAACGAGGCCUGUAGUGGUCCCGUAGGUAACACCACGAAUACCGAUUUUCAAGUUGAGGAAAGCAGCACAUAUUUACUAACACAUGAAAAGUCUGAGUCAUUGCCGAUCUAUCUACUAUCCUAUAACGUACCUACGCCAAAAUUCUUGAUAUCUAUGCCCCAAAUAGGCCAACAUAAAUAUUAACAAAUUACAAAAGAGCUUUUAUCGUCACGGUAGGUACUGGCAGCAGAUCUUUUUAAAAUACUUUUCAUAAGGCUGGUAUGUCAUAUAAAAUUAAACAAGAUUUGGUAACUUCUGGCCUGGCAGAAAAAGCAUUGAAAACACAAUUUACGAUACACCUAAUUUCUUGAAAAUUGAAGAAAAAAUUUGCUUUAACUAUGUAAAUCAUAUAUUUAGCGCGUCAGUUAGUCAAAACACAAUCAAAUAAUAUUUGCCUCGAAUCGUGAUAUGGAGUUUUUGGAUUCGCUGGAUCUAGACACGAUCGAUAAGAAGUCGCACCGGGUGCGGUCUUGGUAUCUGUACGAGCAAUAUAAAUCUCUCGAAAGAAGUCAGUUGGAUGCCGCGCAGAAACUGAAAGAUCGCUCCUACCAGGAGAGAAUUCUGCGCCAGGAAUUGUCGGAAAGACGAGCCAGACGCAAACUAUACGAUCAAUUCGGACUUUGUCAUAGCGAGUCCAGAUUAAAGAAAGAGAGGAGCGACAGCACCAGGAGUUCAGUGAGUGCCAGUAACGACGACUUCUUCGAGAGUUUCUGCGUCUUGCAAGACGACGAACGUGUUACCCAAAUUACGGGAACAGAGUUUUCUGAAGAUUCCUUCAGUCAAGACGGCUUGUCGGCUAGUAAAUGCUGCAUAAACGAUUUCAAAACUGAAGAGCACAAGGAUGACUGCAGCUAUACUGAGAGCGUAAAUAGCGUAGUAGAGAAUUUAAAACCUUUUAACGACGAGUUUUUACCAACAAAAGAGAACAUGGAGCUUUCGCAGAACUCUAUAGUAGAAGAUAUAAAUAUGCAACUUGACUCGGUCAAAGAGGAUAUUAUAUGUUUAGAAAACUUAGCAAAAAUUGAAGACGUCGAUAAAAUAUCUGAAGACGAAAGUUUGAACACCGUUGAUGAAUGCGAGUCGAAGCCUGAUACGGUUAGCGAAAAAACUGUUCAGGAAUAUAAUAAUAACGUAAUCGCAAUAUGGUCCCGGCUAGUCUCGUUCGCAUAUCAAGUUGUACAAUUAAACCAUGGCAACUGCUACUGUGACUACAGCUCGCAGUUCCUGACGGCGGUGCUGGCGUGUGAUGUGUUGCGAAGGGGCGUCAACAGAAUGUGUAAUAUUUUGCAGCCUUACGUCUCACCAAUAAAGUUUGCUACUGACGAUUCGGACGUGUCCAACCCGCUUUUUAAUUUAAAUAUUAAACGGAAAAAAUUAGUACAAUCAAGAAAAUGCAGGAAAAUAUGUGAUAAGCCAUUAUCAAGCAAGAAAGCAAAAACAUGGUCCAAAACAAGACGGUCAAAUCGAAAAUACUCAGAAAACUGUUGGCAACCGCUUAGUAAGAAUUCGAUUGGUCGGACCGAUACCUAUCCGAGGACUCGGCACGCGAGCGAACCAUGGCGCAGUGCUGCCAAGUUUUACACUUCCAGAGACGAAUACAGCCUCCCUUCUUCCGCAAGUAGCAGUAUAUGGCCAGACAUUUGGCAAGAACGAGUUCCUAAACUCUCGAGAAAACGCUAUUGUUGUUACCACAACAAGGCCUUGAAUCCGAUGUUGAAAAUAGCUCAUUAUAUAGAUAGAAUAUUAAAGGACAUUGACGACUCUAAGCAUGAUAUGUGAAAUUUUUGUUACACAUUAAAAUAAUAAUUACAAUCCCUGUUUUUCUUUGAAAAUAAUUGUAACGACAUCAGUGAGAAUCUAUACGAGCUAUUCCUAGAUAUAAUUGCCGCAGAUGAACGCAGACUUGUGCACCUGUAGCUAAAA
Helicoverpa zea (corn earworm) is the source of this 2455-nucleotide messenger RNA. RefSeq lists its product as uncharacterized. The record is from RefSeq and is a predicted model, not a curated record. The transcript has 5 exons. Lineage: Eukaryota; Metazoa; Arthropoda; Insecta; Lepidoptera; Noctuidae. Bases 941 to 2311 code for a protein of 456 amino acids.